Nannospalax galili (Upper Galilee mountains blind mole rat) is the source of this 825-nucleotide messenger RNA. It is a transcript of the gene Pth2, whose product is annotated as parathyroid hormone 2. The record is from RefSeq and is a predicted model, not a curated record. The transcript is spliced from 2 exons. Gene Ontology annotation, biological process: neuropeptide signaling pathway. Lineage: Eukaryota; Metazoa; Chordata; Mammalia; Rodentia; Spalacidae. Bases 103 to 432 code for a protein of 109 amino acids. Gene Ontology annotation, cellular component: extracellular region.
AGGGCGGCGGGGGGCUGAAGCCCGAGGGCGGCUGGGGCCUGGAGCCCCGGGCUCUGCUUAGGGUGGUGAUACCACCAGCCUGCCCGCCCCUUUCCACAGGUGAUGGAGACCCGCCAGGUGUCCAGGACGCCCCGCGUGCGGCUGCUGCUGCUGCUGCUGCUGCUGCUACUGCUGCUGCUGGUGCCCUGGGGCACCGGCCCUGCCUCCGGGGUUGCCCUGCCCCUGGCUGGGGAGAUCAGCCCGGGCGGCCCGGGUCUGGCCUGGGUGCGCGCCUUCUGUCCCCGGUCUCGGCGUAGCCUGGCGCUGGCGGACGACGCGGCCUUUCGGGAGCGCGCGCGGCUGCUGGCAGCCCUGGAGCGGCGCCGCUGGCUAGACUCCUACCUGCAAAAGCUGCUGCUACUCGAAGCCCCUGGGCGCCGCCCCGCGCAAUAAACAGCCUGCCGUGCUCGCACCGCCUCCUUGCUGCGCAGCCCGUGGUGGUGCGGGGGAUGCGGGGUGGGCUAGGCCCCCGCCUCGCUGUAGUCUAGCCUCUUUUUCUCUCCCGUGUACUAUUCCGUUAAAGCACCCCGCUCCUCGGGUCUGUGCUCCCAGCUCUGCGUUUCCUCGUUCCCGGGAUCCCAGUCCCUCCGUAUCCACGUCCCUUCCCCUCAGGUCUCCGCAGCCGUCCAGGCUCCCAACCCCAGCUCAGUUCUUUCCCUUCUGCCGCCCUCGGGGGCUCGGCCCUGCUGGGUUUUUUCCUCUGCGGGCGUAGAUCUGAGUCUCUGCACUCUUCCUGCCUUCGCAUCUCCCGAAGCUCCUGCAGCUCACCUGCCUCAGUUUUCCUCU